AGUAGUCAAAAGACGAGCGAUGUAUUAUCGCUCGAAGACAACUUGAACUACAUAACGUCAUAAAAAAUAGGAAAAUAUUUACCAGUUUAUCAGGACUUAAGGCGAAUGUGUUGUUUCGUGAAUUUGUUUCUAUAUUCAUAAAGAGUACAACGGAAAUAUUGACGGUUGAAAGGGGGCAAUCUUGUGUUUGUUGUCAACUAUCAGCGUGGGACGGUAUAAUCUGAGCGAAUCAUGGUUGGUUGUCAUGUUUUUCUUUGUUUAAUGCUUAAGUUUUGGUGGACAUUCGUGACUUUCCCGUUAAUGUUUUAAAGGAGGUAGAUCUAUUUUGGUUUCGUAAUGAACUUUCCCAAAAGACCAGGUUGCUAUAUUAUUGAACUAGAACUAGGGAAACUGGACCAACUGCAUGUUGUUGGGUUAGAUUCUUCAUUUUAAAGACGAAAGGGCAGACACAGUGGAAGAAAAAUUUUCUGUAAUUUUAAAAUAGAUUUUCUUAUUUUUACCAUGACACGCUCGUGUCUGUCAGUUACCAGUUUGUUUCUUUCAGUUCAUUUAAUUAAGCGUUUCAUGUGCAUGUUCCCGUCUAGAAGAUCCAGGAUUCAUGCGAAAUCAUCAGUAGUACCUGCAUAAGACCGUCUGAAAACUUGAAGAUGUGCUCAAGAACAGACUAUUCUGGGUUCCCCCUUAUCCUACACCUUGGGAGGACAUUCAAAGGAAAAUCCUUGGUUUCUCUCACUUCAACCAAUUUCAAUUCUAAGUGCUGGUGCCGAUGAAGAAAAGGCAGAAACCGCUCGACUUUCUUCCUUCAUUGGAGCUAUUGCUAUCGGUGAUCUUGUUAAGACUACUUUGGGUCCUAAAGGAAUGGACAAAAUCCUCCUCUCACCCGGCGAUACUGUAGAAGUGACAAAUGAUGGUGCUACUAUUUUGAAGUCAAUCGGUGUAGAUAAUCCUGCAGCUAAAAUCCUUGUUGAAAUGAGUAAAGUUCAAGAUGAUGAGGUUGGUGAUGGUACAACUUCAGUAACUGUUCUAGCUGCAGAAUUAUUGCGUGAAGGUGAACAGUUGAUCGCUGCUAAGCUUCAUCCUCAAACUAUUGUACAAGGUUGGCGUGAGGCUACCAAACUGGCCUUGGUGGCUCUUGAUUCCGCUGCACACCAGUCAUUAGACCAGUCAGAUGCUGAGUUUCGUGAGCGUCUGUUAAGUAUUGCACGUACAACUUUAAGUUCCAAGCUUCUGACACAACAUAAAGAACACUUUGCAAAUUUAGCUGUAAAUGCUGUUCUUCGUCUCAAGGGUAGUGGAAAUCUUGAUGCUAUUCAAAUUAUUCAGAAGCUGGGUGGAACCAUGACUGAUUCUUAUUUGGAUGAAGGCUUUCUUCUGGAUAAACGACCUGGUGUUAAUCAACCUAAACGAGUGGAAAAUGCCAAAAUACUGAUCGCCAACACUCCUAUGGAUGCAGAUAAAAUUAAAGUAUUUGGAAGCAAGAUCCAAGUAGAUGCUAUUUCGAAGGUGGCUGAAUUAGAACUAGCUGAAAAGCAAAAAAUGAAAGACAAAGUGGACAAAAUUUUAAAGCACAACUGUUCAGUAUUUAUUAAUAGGCAGUUAAUAUAUAACUACCCCGAGCAGUUGUUUGCUGAUGCUGGUGUUAUGGCUAUUGAGCAUGCAGAUUUCGAAGGUGUGGAGCGAUUGGCCUUAGUUACUGGCGGAGAAAUCGUCUCCACAUUCGACUCUCCUGAGACUACAAAAUUAGGACAUUGUGAUUUGAUAGAAGAAGUGACAAUUGGUGAAGACAAGUUACUUCGAUUCAGCGGUGUUGCUAUGGGUGAGGCUUGCACGAUUGUCUUGAGGGGUGCUACAAAAAGUAUUCUGGCAGAAGCAGAACGCUCUCUUCAUGACGCUUUAUGCGUUUUGGCUCUUACAGUAAAAAAUCCUCGGACAGUUUGUGGUGGUGGAGCUAUGGAGAUGUGGAUGGCUGAAGCAGUAGCACAGGGCGCUGCUAAAACACCAGGAAAAAUAUCUUUAGCUAUGGAAUCCUUUGGUCGAGCCUUGAGACGCUUGCCUUCUAUAAUAGCCGAUAACGGCGGUUAUGAUAGCGCGGACUUGAUCUCUCAGUUACGUGCUUCUCAUGCAAAUGGCGAAAAAUCCAUGGGUUUGGAUAUGAACAAUGGAGUAAUUGCAGAUAUGAAUGAGCUCGGGAUUAUUGAAGCAUAUGACGUAAAGCAUCAUUUGGUGACAUCAGCUGCAGAAGCUGCGGAGAUGAUAAUACGUGUAGAUGACAUCAUUAGAGCUGCUCCUCGUCGUCGAGCUCCUCGAAGGCAUUAAGUGAAAUUAGCUUUACUAUCAAUUGUUUGUGAAGUAAACACUAAAUCCAUCAGUUGGGAUCAUGAAAUAUAAGUUGUUUGUAUA
Schistosoma rodhaini is the source of this 2400-nucleotide messenger RNA. NCBI's taxonomy places the organism in Eukaryota, Metazoa, Platyhelminthes, Trematoda, Strigeidida, Schistosomatidae. The record is from the annotation of a GenBank genome assembly.